AUGUCAAAUAUUACUACUCGUUCAAAAGCUAAAACAGCUGAUAAAAGAUCUUUAGACGACUCUGAAAUUGUUAAAGAAGUUUAUUCUGUUGAUAAAGAUAUACAAAACAACACAAUAAACGAAGAAUUUAAUAGGCCCAAUAAGAUUAGAAACAUAGAAACUCUUGAUAAUACAGAAGCAAUGGAAAUAGAAUUUGAAAAAAAUUCUUCUUCGUCUCAAUCAUCAGUAUCACAUGACUUAAACAAAGGAUCUACAAGUGAACCAAUGGAAACAGACAAAGAAAAUAUUACUCCUUUGAGUGAUCAACACAAUAACUCUAAUCCCAAUAAAGGAAAAGCAACGGAGACAUUACAAAUUGAACAAAUUGACUAUAACGACUCUGAAACACAAAAUUCAGCCACAGAAUCUUUUUCAGUUUUCAUCGCAAAAGAUCAAUUUCCAAAUGAAGGAAAUAACUUCGAGAUAAGAAAAAAAAUAAGGGACGCAUUUUCCAACCAUAUUAAUGAUAUCAAUAAAAUCAAUUGGGAAAAACACCAAUAUCUCACAGUCUUUAUUAUAGAAUUUUCUAGAAAAGAAAUUUUUGAAAAAUACGUUAGUAAACGUCACCUUAUUUUAAAUGCUAUUAUACACCCAUACGACUCCUCAAACAUUGAGGCAUAUAUACAAAGAGAUGUAGAAAAUCAAGCAAAAAAUUCAGUUAAACUAAUAGAUGUUCCGAUAUUUUAUGAAACUGAAGCACUCUUAAAAAACAUAAUUAAUAUAACUGGAAAAGAAAUCAAAAAUUUUCACUCAAAUGAAAAAAAACUUAUACAGAAAUUUGAGUUUGAAAUGAAACGAUACAGAAAUAACAACCAAGGCCGUAGAAACGGCAGAUUUGCCCCCAAACUACCACAAUAUAAGACAGUAUAUAUUGAAUUCAAAACUGCAGCAGGUGCUAAAUACUUAAUGGACAAAGGAUGGUCCUUAGAUAUUGAAGAUUUUAACAUUAGAAUCUUACCAACUAACAAUAAUCACGAGGCUUACUUAAAACGUACGUCAAAAGGAUAUAAAAUAACUGGUCUUCCUAAUAAUACGAACGUAAAAGAUAUGACUAAAAUAAUAACCCUCAUAAAUGGAGAAACUUGUUCAAUUCCCAAAGCCAAGACUAGAUUUUGUUCUAAAAUAGCAUACGUCAUGGUUGAUCCCAAAAAUUUUGAAGAUAAAAUUAAAAAAAUCACCGCAUUCAAUACAUCAUUAUAUAUUAUUCCACUUGAUAAUAACGUUAAAACUUGUAUACAAUGUGGCUCACCUGAACACAUGAUACAAGAAUGCAACUCUGAACAUACUAUUUCGCCUAAUGGACAAAAAUUCUUCAAACCCAUCAAUAUCCCUCGUAACACUGCUAAAAUAGUGGUUAGUAAAAGCAUAUCUGAAAAUUAUGGAUCUCUUAUGAAGAUCAAUGAAGAUUUCAAUAGACAAAAAAUUUCAAAAACAUCAACCAAACCUAAUCAACCAACCAAUAGAAACUCAAACCAACAACAACAAUGGGCCCAACGCCAAAUGAUUUAUAACAAUCAACCAAUUUCUCCUACACGCCCUAGACAGAAUAUCAACAAUCAACCAAAUAAUAAUAACAAUAACAACGAUUGUAACUCAACUCAAAUUUCUUUCGAUAUUGCUACCUUAAAUGACAAAAUGAAAUGGGCUGAAAAAAUGAUUAAAGAUUUAGAAAAACAGGUAGACGAUCAAAAAAAAGAAAUUGAACAACUUAAAGUAUUUGCGAAAGAAGUCUCCGCACACAAUAAUUACGUUAAAGAAUCCAUGGAUAAAAUGGUUAAUUUCCAACAGACUAUGUCUGAAAGAGAUAUUGUUAAAGACGCUCAACUCAAAGAAAUUUUAAUUGCAGUCAUAGGACAAUCACACCAUCAACCUCAAGAAUAUCAUCACCAAGAAGAGCAGUUACAAAUACAAUACAUCCCUGAACAAAAUCUGAAUCCUCAAAUGCAAUCGAACCAACCAAGACGAAAUUCCAAAGAAGGAAGAAUUUCGCCAUCAUACCAACAAUACAAUACGCCACAACACAAAAUAUACCAGUUCAAUAACUACAAUCAAGAACAUCAUGAAAUGAUUAAUAGCGAAUAUUAUAACGCUAAUUCACAAUCGAAUGAAGGAUGGGACGAAAAUUAUGGUAGUUCAUCAUCCUUACAUACACCUUCUUCUGCAUCUUAUAAUAAUGAAACUGAAGAUAUAUCACAAGAAGAGCGUUUAAGUCAAUACGGCAACGAAUACAAUAACCACGAUCAAGAUAAUGACGUUUCAUCACAAGAACAAAGCAAAGGAUUUACAGGAUAUAUAAAAUCCCUUGUCCGUUAAAUUCCAUUCAGUACAAGUAUAUAUCUCUCAAACUAUCAGGGUGGACUAAUGAUGGACAACAAUAUUAAUAAUACCGAUCAGCCUCU
This is a messenger RNA of Rhizophagus irregularis DAOM 181602=DAOM 197198, 2438 nucleotides long. RefSeq lists its product as uncharacterized. The record is from RefSeq and is a predicted model, not a curated record. NCBI's taxonomy places the organism in Eukaryota, Fungi, Glomeromycota, Glomeromycetes, Glomerales, Glomeraceae.